This is a messenger RNA of Echinostoma caproni, 864 nucleotides long. NCBI's taxonomy places the organism in Eukaryota, Metazoa, Platyhelminthes, Trematoda, Plagiorchiida, Echinostomatidae. The record is from the annotation of a GenBank genome assembly.
CGUGUUGUAACUGACUUAGUCAAGUGUCAUUCUUCCGAUCCGGCUUGCCCGAACCGGGAAACCACUAGUCCACCUGGUCGCGUGGUGGUGUAUGAUGUGUUUGCUGGGGUCGGACCGUUUGCCAUUCCCGCGGCACGUCGCGGUUGUCGUGUGUUCGCGAACGAUCUGAAUCCGGCCUCGUACGAAUGGUUGAUGCGAAAUGUGCAAGCGAAUCGGACUGCGAAACGCUCGCUGGACAAUAUCACGUGUUACAAUCUGGACGGGAGAGAAUUCAUCCGAAAGGUUGUGCUACCUCACUAUUGGAGUUCGGUAGACGACGGUCCAGUGAAUACCUCCUCCGGUGACGAUGAGCUACAUCCUCUGCGAUACGUUGUUGUCAUGAAUCUGCCUGCUUUGGCUCCGGAUUUCCUCGACGCUUUCCUUCAUCCGCAACCCGCAGAUGAGUUGCUAAGUCCGAAUUCCUCGGAUCUGCGGUCGCUGUCGGUCGAUGUGAAUUGUGCGGACACGCGUCCGGCUUGUGGUAAACGAGCACGGACUGCCGCACUUCCUCUCGAUGUGUACUGUUACUGUUUUGUUCGUCGGACUAGGGAAUCGGAAGACACAAUAAAACAGCGCCUGGCCAGUGCUCUGGGCUACGCAAAAAAUCCGACCGAUUUGUUCGAUCGAGCACCGGACAGUCUUGGUCCCGGUCCCCGGGUGAAUGUGUGGUCUUUUCGAUUUGUUCGAAAUGUGGCCCCGUUUAAAGAUAUGUUUUGUGCUGAGUUUCAGCUGACCCUUGACCGACCAGAAACCGCGUUAGAGCAUGAGCUGAUUGGCGAAAAUGCUUGUCGUGUGGAUCAUAAGAAACCGAAGCUGGAAGCCUGA